Messenger RNA from Gossypium arboreum, 1167 nucleotides. RefSeq lists its product as uncharacterized. Bases 1 to 1167 code for a protein of 388 amino acids. Lineage: Eukaryota; Viridiplantae; Streptophyta; Magnoliopsida; Malvales; Malvaceae. The transcript has 3 exons. The record is from RefSeq and is a predicted model, not a curated record.
AUGAAUGGGAGCGAUGCUAAAACAACCUAUCAUGAAAAGGAGGACUCGAUGCCCGUGUGUGCAAGAAAGCUUCUUGUUGUCAAAAGAAGCCUAAGUAUUCAAAGUCUUGAAAAUAAGCAACAAUGGGAGAACAUCUUCCAUUCCCGAUGUCAAGUACAAGGAAAGGUUUGUAGCUUGAUUAUCGAUUGUGGUAGCUGUACCAAUGUGGCAAGUACCCUUAUGGUGGAAAGAUUAAGCUUAACAACCACCAAACAUCUGAGCCCCUACAAACUUCAAUGGCUCAAUGACGGUGGUGAAAUCAAGUUAACCAAACAAGUGCUCGUUACUUUUUCAAUUGGAAAAUAUGAGGACAAAAUACUUCGUGACAUAGUUCCCAUGCAUGCAGGACACUUGUUUCUUGGAAGGCUGUGGCAAUAUGAUCGAAGGGUCACCCAUGACGGGUAUACCAACCGGUAUACGUUUAAGUAUCAAGGAAAGAAUAUCACUUUGGCUCCGUUGAUGCCAAAGAAUGUUUUUGAGGUUCAAAUGAGAAUGAAAUCUUCUGAUUUCCAAGACGUUUUCCCAGAAGAGACUCCGAGUGGGUUACCACCCCUUCGCGGGAUCGAGCACCAAAUCGUGCCCAGAGCUAUUAUCCCAAACUGUCCUGCCUAUAGAACGAAUCCUGAAGAAACCAAAGAGUUACAAAGGCAAGUCAAUGAAUUGAUGAAAAAGGGCUAUAUUCGAGAAAGCCUUAGCCCCUAUGCCGUUCCAGUUCUAUUGGUGCCAAAAAAGAUGGAGUCUGAGUUGAAAAUUAAGUCAAUGCCGGUAGUAUGCGAAUAUCCAUAUCUAUUUCCGAAAGAGUUGCCCGGAUUGCCUCCAAUUAGGGAAGUUGAGUUUGGCAUUGAAUUUGUUCUGGGUACUGCACCUAUUUCGAUUACUCCGUAUAGUAUGGCUCCGAUGGAGUUAAAGGACUUAAAAGUCCAGUUACAAGAGUUAACAGAAAAAGGUUUUGCUAGACCUAGUUAUUCUUUGUGGGGCGCACCGAUGCUAUUUGUGAAAAAGAAAGAUAAUUCAAUGAGAUUGUGCAUUGACUACCGAAAGCUCAGUAAUGUAACCAUAAAGAACAAGUACCCUUUACCAAGAGUAGAUGACUUGUUUGACCAAUUGAAGGGAGCCACAGUAUUUUAA